GGGCUCAUCAGAACAGAGGACUCUGCUUCUUUAACAGCAAGCGCCUCGUCUCACACUUUCGUUUUCAUUCGUCCCGAUCGCAGUAUUAAAACGUUAUUUUGGAACAUUCUUGAGGGGUGUGUGCUGUGUCAACAGGAUGCCAUCAUUGUUCUGACAGGGAAGGAAAUCAGACGGUGUGCGAGCGGAGAGUGAAUCCACUGAUCAGAUUUUACAGAGCGGACGUUCACUUGGAAUAAUGUUUCCACACUUCAUUCUUCUGGCUGUUGGUUUUGCAGCGUUUCUGCCUGAUGUCCUUCUGUCCAGCUGUGAUGAGACCUGUGCAGACAAACCCGUGUUCACCCCAUCCAGCGUGGUGGUGAAGCACGGUGACCCCACCAACGCCACCUGCCUCGUCUGCAAGUCGUGCCCGGACAAACUCUUUGGCUUGGAAAAAUCUGUGGGCGACCAUUCAACGAAAGGUCCAACGAUUCUAUGGAGCGUGGCCAAAAUGACGGAGUGGGACCCGUCUCCAAAGUGCUACUACAAUGCUGGCGCUCAGAGGUGCUGCAGCACUUUGCCUGUAACAGUCUACAAGCCUCCAGACCACGUGACCUUCAGCUCUGACUUCGCCUCUGAUCAGAUGAUCGAGGGCCAGUUGUACACGCUGAGCUGCACCGUGGAGCAGGUGGCUCCUGUGGAACGCGUCAGAGUGACCUUCUACAGAGGCAGCGUGCCGCUGGGCCCAGCGGUGUCCGUCUCCAGACCCCAGAAGACACCAGCCACGGAGGUCUACAUGAUCAACAUCACUGCCUCCAAGGAAGACAACAACUCGGAGUACUGGUGUGAAGCCAAGCUGGACCUGGGCCUCGAGGGCCCGCGGGCCCCUCCGGUGGUCAGGUCCAAGCGUGUCAUGGCCACUGUGAGCAGUAACUGCCUGGCGCUGGUUCCCAGCGUGGGGGUGUGGGUCACGCUCGCUGUGCUUUCUCUGCUUUGACUCCAUGUUGUGUAAUAAUGACGCCUUCAAGCCCGUGUUUUAUCAUCUGCUGGAGGGUGUUCCCAGGUUUCACUGUGUUUAUACAUAAUUUUGAGCACAUUUCGGUUUUUCAUAACUCAGCUUCACGGUUAUUUAAAAUAAAAGUUUGACAAAUAUUUGGCUCCACAGUUUGGGGGGGGGGGGGGGGGGGGGGGGGGGGGGGGGGUGCAAAAACACGCUGAGUUGGCAAAGCAGCCCUAAAAAUAUGUGGGAAGAGUGUGUGAAUGUUGCUCAACAGGGAACAGAUAGAAUAAGAUGAAUGGAACCAGGCUCCCAGGAAGUCAGCGAUCUUAAUCUGAGUCUGUCCACAAAUCUCCUCAGAUCCACAUUGUUUACUGUAAGUUUAUUGUUCGUCCUUUGUUUUGUCAGAAACAAGUGUUCUGUUUUUUUAAUGGGCUGAAGUUGAUCUCUUUUACAAUAGUUUUGUCAUAUUCUAUUGUACAACUGUGUUUGAGCGUUCACUGGAGACACAGCAGAACGUUUGUGUUGUGUUUGUGUCGCAGUCAACAGCCUAAUAAACCGAUAUUUAAUGUC
Molecule: messenger RNA, 1546 nt
Organism: Betta splendens (Siamese fighting fish)
Lineage: Eukaryota; Metazoa; Chordata; Actinopteri; Anabantiformes; Osphronemidae
Exons: 3
Coding region: 236-973 (245 amino acids)
Biological process (GO): cell adhesion
Molecular function (GO): integrin binding
Source: RefSeq, a predicted model, not a curated record